GCUGCCUGCCAAGUGCCGUGUCUCGCCGCGCUUCUUCGCCGCGCCGGCCGCCGGUCGCGACGCCACGCGUGGCGCUGGAUUCGCGCAUGGUGGCAACGUGCCGCGCCGACGCUGCCGAGUUCAGUGGUCCCCACAUCCGCAGCCGCUGCCACCGCUUCGCCUUCCGUUUCUCCUUUCUUUCCCCAGUCGAAGCGCGCAGGGCUCACUCGCGGCCGCGGCGGCGCUCACCUCACUUGCGAGCUGAGGCUGUAGCUGAAGCUGAAGCCGAAGCCCUGGGGGAGGAGGGCGCAAGAUUUCGGUAGCGGUUCCCCGCAUCCCUUCUGUCCCUGAGGCUCUCUGCGGCUCCACAACGACGGCGGCGACGAGGAGGAGCGUCUGAGUCUGACGGCGCGGCGAAAUGGAUGUGGUAUGCGAAGUGUGUGGUGCUGUCGGUUACAAGCAUCUUUUGGUACAAUGUAACAGCUGCAGGAAUGCUACUAGGCACAGAUAUUGUUUGGAUACGGUUAUUUAUGAUCCAUCAAUUGAAUGGUUGUGCGAUGAUUGCGCCCCAAGACAUAAUGAAGCCGUGGAAUCAUUAAAUUGGUGGGGUGAUGACCACCACUCUAUUCAAUUGGGUUCUUCUAUAAUUGAUGAACCAAAUGUGAAUAGAGCGAAGGUGACGGAGGAAUUGUGGUCAUGGGGGCAUCGUAGACAUAGAUCGCACAUGGCAAGAAGAUAUUGUACUUGGGGGCAUCGGAAACAUAGAUCGCGGAAGGGGAGAAGGGAUAGUACAGAUGCUUGCACUAGACAUUUUCCAAGUGAAGGUACAUUCAACUCUUCGGAAAUGUUCAUUGGGGAAAAUUCAAAGCUGAAAGAUGUUGAAAAGGAAGGGGAAAGUAAAAAUGAUCACUUAACUUAUGGGCCAGAAAUUGCUGAUGGUUCAAGUCAUUCGGCUUCUGGCCUUGCUGCAGAAAUACAAAAGACGAUGGAUGAUGUUGAACCUACUAUGAACACUAUGGAGUGUCUAGACCUGGGCCUCUUAAAAGAAAAAGAUAGGUGUUCCUUGUCACCAUGUUAUGUUGAAGGGUCCAUUCCUCAAGGUAGCAAAACUGACUUACUUCCUUUAAUCAUUGAGAGAUCCCAACCAUUUAUUACGGAUGAUUCUUGUCCUCCACUGCCAACUGUGGAGCCAGAAGAUGGUUCUAGUCAGGCAUCGGAAAGUGCGGAACAGUCUUGUCCUUGGGUGGGGGUUAAUCCAAAUGCCUCAAGCCAUUCACCCUUGGACCCUGCACUAGAAAUUGAAGAACAAGAAAUGGAGGCAGGCUUUUUUGCUUCAGUUAAUGAUGCCCAGCAAUCCCAUCCGUCUUUUACUGGUGAAACUAGUCCUACAUUGUCAAGUGAGGAGCAUAUAUGUGGUUCAACCUCGGAAAGUUGGGAGCAACCUCAGCCUUUAGAAGUGAUUAAACCAUGGGGGGAUGUGCCAAAGAGUAUCCUAGGAUCAAACCCUCAAUCAAGUUACUCACAGCCAAUGCAGUCAUCAGGUCUAGAUGUUGGGAAUACAAACGUCUUGGAUUCUUCUAUAGUGUGCUUGUUCUCGAGGUCAAUGUCAAAGACUGUAGAGCCAUCAAGUCCCUCAAAUGGAGGAGACUCAGCUGUUGAGCAAGACCAUGUUGAAAGAACAGAAUGCUUUUCAGUCAAGGAAACUGUCACCCCUUCAGUCGAUAAUGUCCAGGGAUUGAGUCCCUUGGCAGAGCCAUCAAGUUCCUCAAAUGGAGGGGACUCAGCUGUUGAGAAAAACAGCGCUGAAAGAACGGAAUGCUUGUCUGGCACGGAAAUUGUCAUCCCUGCACUGGAUUAUGUCCAGAGAUUGAGUCCAUCGGCGGAGCCAUCAAGUUCCUCAAAUGAAGAACGAGACUCAGCUGUUGAGAAAAACAGUGCUGAAAGAACAGUAUGCUUGUCACGCACGGAAACUGUCACCUCUGCACUGGAUAGUGUCCAAGGAUCAAGUACCUUAACAGCAAAAGAAUGCUUGGUUUCUGAUGUAGACAACUCAGAUGAAGCAAAUAGAUCAGAUAAACAUAAUCUGUGCAGCAUAGAAAACACGGAGAGUGGACAAGUUGAGGUACCUUCACAUCUAAACAUCUUGAAUGGCGAACUCCAUUGCAGUCACAAUGGCCUUAAUGAAAGCUCCCAUCCCAAUUCUGAGCUGAAGGGAAGGAAUACCCAAGAUGAUGUGCCGAAGGCUUCAGUUUCUGCUGCCAAAAAUGUGGUUUGUAGCCAAGUAUCACAAACGGAAAAUGAUAACAGUGAGGCAUUGCCUUCCAAGAAUAGUCCAUGCAAGGCAACAAAAAGUAACUUUAAAAAUCGAUCAAACAUACACACUCAAUAUCAUACUAAACAUCAGGAAACCAAGCUUGAGAUCAUUACCAAGGAUAGAAAUGCUGAUCCUGCACAACUGAAAAGUUGUAGGCCAUCAAAGCAAUCCGAUCAUGCUUGCUUAAGUGUUGGCUCGGAGUUGUCUUCAAAGACUAAGGAAGUAAAUAAUGCCAAUGAUGCAGAGCCAAUAUUUUCUAGUGCAGCUCAAUCUUUUGAGAAUAUUGUGCCCAUGAAAAGAAAACGACCUAUUUUACCAUGUGAUGAAGAUGAAGAUGCCAAGGCCAUGCAGGUGGGAGAUUCAAACCCCCCAUCCAGCAAGAAUGAUGAACAGGUAAGGAUGAAUAGGAGACAUGUAGAAAAUGGUGCAAUGAACAAGAGAAGAUCUGGAGGGAAUCAUGAGGAAGCGUCGCGUCCAGGAAAUACACAGACAAAGAAGCAGAGAAGGGAAAAUAAAGAUAAAAAUGCACCUCUAAGGAAUCCUAGUGUGCGGUGCGCACCGAACGAUGCUGAGCAGUUAGCAUCAGAAGCUGCAGUGACAGAGGACCACUGUAGCAUAUCCGGGAUGCCAGUCUUUUCAGCAUCUACAGAUCAAGAACGCUUUUUUUGUCCACGACCCGUUGAUAGAUCAUAUUGGAUUGGAAUCAUGAAGAUUGGCCAAGAGUAUAUUUCCCUGGCUGCACAUCUCUCAAAUCAAGCAUGCAAGAAGGUGCAGGAAUUAUCAAGAUCAUUACCACCUGUAAUGAAAGUAACAAAGCAUUCGAAGUUGAAAGCCUGGCCAAAGAGGUGGGAGGCAUCAUCAGAACCUACUGCUGAAAGCAUUGGCUUGUAUUUCUUUUCAGAUAAUAUGAGGCCAAAUAAAGAUCUGGAUCGACUAGUGCAGUAUGUCACUGAUCAUAGCAUAAUUCUGAAAUAUGUUUUUGGCGUUGACAAGCUGCUGAUCUUCCCUUCUGUUCUCCUACCAGAGCAAUGUCAAACGUUCCAAGGGAAACCCUAUCUGUGGGGAGUGUUCAGGCGCAGGUCAUGCAAGAGCAAAGCAGCUAGUCAAGUGAAACAAAAGGUUUCUACAUCACAUGCUGCGGAGAGAAAGGACCGUGAAGAUAAGGUGCAAGGUGACACCCAGGACCAAGAAAUUCCUGUUUCAAAGGGUACCAUGCCAUCUGAGAGGCAACCGUCUCCAGGCGCUGUCCAUGGUGUUGGCACUGAGAUUGACCCCAGUGAUCAUGGACAGCCUCACGCAAAUUCAGAAGCUCCCCCAACCAAGCUGCUUGGCCUUGUCGUUGCGCAGACACCAAGAUCGGAGCAGUUUAUCAAGGAGCUGGAAAAUGAAGGCGCACUUGUGUUUGCUGUGAAGGGGUUGGUGAAGCCGGGUUCUUUAGGGCUUUAGGCCUCCGAUGCUGUAGGGUCAGAGAACUAACCCGCGACAACAGCGUUCCGGCUUCUGAAGCGUAGCUGUAACCUUCUGUGAUGUUUAGGACCAAAUUAGAUGGUCGUUAAUCCUGUAGGAGUGUAUGAUGUACCAAACUGAAGCUCGACUGGAGCUUUUUUCAAUUUGUCGCUUUUGAAAAACUCAAGAUUGUACUGAGCAAAGAAUAUAAAAUUGAGGUUUCCUUAUGA
Messenger RNA from Panicum virgatum (switchgrass), 3969 nucleotides. RefSeq lists its product as uncharacterized. The record is from RefSeq and is a predicted model, not a curated record. The transcript has 6 exons. Bases 398 to 3739 code for a protein of 1113 amino acids. Lineage: Eukaryota; Viridiplantae; Streptophyta; Magnoliopsida; Poales; Poaceae.